Knipowitschia caucasica is the source of this 3705-nucleotide messenger RNA. The record is from the annotation of a GenBank genome assembly. Lineage: Eukaryota; Metazoa; Chordata; Actinopteri; Gobiiformes; Gobiidae.
AUGCCGGCGUAUUUUCAACGGCCCGAGAAUGCCCUCAAACGGGCGAACGAGUUUCUGGAGGUUGGCAAGAAGCAGCCUGCCCUGGAUGUCUUGUACGAUGUCAUCAAGAGCAAGAAGCAUCGAACAUGGCAGAAGAUCCACGAGCCCAUCAUGCUCAAGUACCUGGAGCUGUGCGUGGACCUGCGGAAAAGCCACCUGGCCAAGGAGGGUCUCUACCAGUACAAGAACAUCUGUCAACAGGUGAACAUCAAGUCCCUGGAGGAUGUGGUGCGGGCCUAUCUGAAACUGGCGGAGGAUAAAACUGAAACUGCCAAAGGGGAGUCUCAACAGAUGGUCCUGGACAUCGAGGAUCUGGACAACAUUCAGACUCCUGAGAGUGUGCUGCUGAGUGCUGUGAGUGGAGAGGACACUCAGGACCGCACAGACCGGCUGCUCCUGACUCCAUGGGUGAAGUUUCUGUGGGAGUCUUAUCGUCAGUGUCUGGAUCUGCUCCGAAACAACUCCAAGGUGGAACGCCUCUACCAUGACAUCGCUCAGCAAGCCUUCAAGUUCUGCCUUCAGUACACCCGUAAGGCGGAGUUCCGUAAGCUCUGCGAUAACCUGAGGAUGCACCUGGGUCAGAUCCAGCGUCACCACAACCAGAGCACGGCCAUCAACCUGAACAACCCUGAGUCCCAGUCCAUGCACCUGGAGACCCGCCUGGUGCAGCUCGACAGCGCCAUCAGCAUGGAGCUCUGGCAGGAAGCGUUCAAAGCAGUUGAGGACAUCCACGGCCUGUUCGCUCUGUCCAAAAAGCCCCCGAAGCCGCAGCUCAUGGCCAACUACUACAACAAAGUGUCGACUGUGUUUUGGAAGUCUGGGAAUGCCCUGUUCCACUCCUGCACCCUGCACCGCCUCUACCACCUCUCCAGGGAGAUGCGCAAGAACCUCACCCAGGAGGAGAUGCAAAGGAUGUCCACCAGAGUGCUCCUGGCCACGCUCUCCAUCCCCAUCACUCCGGAGCGCACGGACAUCGCUCGCCUGCUGGACAUGGACGGCAUCAUCGUGGAGAAGCACCGCAGACUGGCCACGCUGCUGGGGCUGCAGUCUCCUCCCACACGCCAGAGCCUCAUCAAUGACAUGGUGCGGUUUAAUCUGCUGCAGUAUGUCGUCCCUGAUGUGAAAGACCUGUACAACUGGCUCGAGGUCGACUUCCAUCCUCUGAAGCUCAGUGGUAGAGUCACUAAGGUUUUGGAGUGGGUCAAAGAACAGGCUGAGAAGGAGCCAGAUCUGCAGCAGUACGUGCCUCACCUCCAGAGCAACACCAUCCUGAGGCUCCUGCAGCAGGUGGCUCAGAUCUAUCAGAGCAUCGAGUUCAACCGUUUGGCCACACUGGUUCCGUUCGUCGACGCCUUCCAGCUGGAGCGCUCCAUUGUGGACGCUGCUCGCCACUGUGACCUCCAGGUGCGCAUCGACCACUCUUCUCGGACCUUAAGUUUCGGUUCAGAUCUGAACUAUUCGCCUAAAGAGGACUCUCCGGUCGGACCCUUCCUGCAGAACAUGCCCUCAGCACAGAUCCGGAACCAGCUCACCGCCAUGUCUGCGUCUCUGGCCAAAGCCAUUCAGGUCAUCAAGCCCACGUCCAUCCUGCAAGAACGCGAGGAGCACCAGCAGCAGGCCAUCGCCGCGUACCUGAAGAACGCGCGCAAGGACCACCAGCGCGUCCUGGCCCGAAGGCAGACCAUCGAGGAGCGGAAGGAGCGCCUGGAGAGCCUCAACAUCCAGCGCGAGAAGGAGGAGAUGGAGCAGAAGGAGGCGGAGAUGCAGAAGGUGCGGAAGGCCGAGGAGGAGCGGCUGCGGCUGGAGGCCAAGGAGCGCGAGAAGGAGCGCAUCAUGCAGGAGCACGAGCAGAUCAAGAAGAAGACCGUGAGGGAGCGGCUGGAGCAGAUCAAGAAGACCGAGCUGGGAGCCAAGGCCUUCAAGGACAUCGACAUCGAGGACCUGGAGGAGUUGGACCCAGACUUCAUUAUGGCCAAACAGGUGGAACAACUGGAGAAGGAGAAGAAAGAGCUUCAAGAGCGACUCAAGAACCAGGAAAAGAAGAUCGACUACUUUGAGCGAGCCAAGCGCCUGGAGGAAAUCCCACUGAUCAAAAAGGCCUACGAAGAGCAGCGUGUUAAAGACAUGGAGCUUUGGGAGCUGCAGGAGGAAGACCGGAUCAGCAACAUGAAGGUGGAGCGGGAAAAGGCCCUGGAGCAUAAGCAGCGCAUGUCCAGGAUGAUCGAGGACAAGGAAAACUUCUUGUCCAAGAUCACAGCCGCUCGUAGCUGCAUUUAUGAGGAAAAACUGAAGACAUUCCAGGCUCGUUUGGUGGAGGAGAGAAAAAAGCGCAUGGAAGAACGCAAGAGGAAGCGCACAGAGGACCGACGCAACGACUACUACCGCAUGAAGGAGGAGGAGGCGCAGCGCAUCCACGAGGAGCAGCUCAAGAAGGAGCGUGAGGAGAGGGAGCGUCUGGAGCAAGAGCAGCGUGAGGAGGAGGAGCGCGAGUACCAGGAGCGCCUCCGCAAACUGGAGGAGCAGGAGCGCAAGCAGAGGGCACGACAGCAGGAGAUCGAGGAGCGAGAGAAGAGGAGAGAGGAGGAGAGGAGGGCUCCUCCAGAGAGGGAGGAGAGAACGGAGAGGAGCAAGGACUGGGGCGAUAAGGAGGAGACGGAGGGCGGCUGGAGGAAGAAGACUGAAGGCCCCACUGAAGGAGACUCGGAGUGGCGCCGCCCGGUGCCUGAUCGUGACUGGAGAGCGCAGGAUGGCCGCGAGGAGGACAAAGAGGAGCGCGACAGCUCCUUCAGACGAGACGGCCCACGCAGAGACGACCGCGGAGGCAGGAGGGGCUUUGACGACGACCGGCCCAUACGCAGAGGGCUGGACGAAGACCGUCCCAUACGCAGAGGGCUGGACGAAGACCGUCCCAUACGCAGAGGGCUGGACGAAGACCGUCCCAUACGCAGAGGCUUUGAUGAUGAUAGAGAGCGCGGCUCCAGACGCGUUGACGACGAUCGUGCUCCUCGCAGAGGCUUUGAUGAAGACCGCGCCCCGAGGAGAGGCUUCGACGAUGGUCCUCCUCGCAGAGCUCUGGAGGACAGGCCUCCGCGGAGAGAUGACGACUGGGGCCCCAGACGAGGAGGGGAGGACCGGGACGAGAGGGCCCCCAGGAGAGGCAUGGACGACAACGAGGAGGACUCCAAACCAUGGAAGCCUCUGGGCCGCCCAGGCGGCUGGCGUGAGCGAGAGAAGGCACGAGAAGAGAGCUGGGGUCCUCCUCGAGGUGGAGGACGGGACAACGAUGAUGAAGGAGAAGACCGCUUCAGACGCCCCCCCAGAGAGGAGGGCGUGUGGCGCAGAGGCGGAGACGACAACAACAACAGCAGCAGCUGGAGAGGGUCUCGCCGUGAGGAGCCGGACAGAGACGAUCGCCGUGGAGAACGUCGCGAUAGGGAUCGCCGUGACGACAGAGAGAUCAGAGCUCCACCCCGUGAAACUGAUGAAGGUAGUUCUUGGCGUCGCGGUGGAGAGGAGAAGCGCGAGGAGAGGGAGCGUCCCAAGGAACGCCCACAAGAGAGACCCCAGGAGCGCCCCCAGGAGCAAACACAGGAGGAGGAUGAGGCCCCCCGCCGGUCCCCCAAAGAAGAGACCGAUGACGACGGCUGGACCACUGUGCGACGCUAA